AUGUCAUCGUCCACGUGCUUUGAUAAUCACAAUAUAACCUCCUCCUCCUCCGGUAGCUACUAUGAGUCAACUGCAGUCGCAGGCGAACCCUUGACUUCCUACCAUCAUCACCAUCAGCAGCAGCAUCAUCAUCACCCGCUCUCUACUUCUGCGCUGAUGUGCUCAACUAUUGGUGGUGGUACCAACGGAAUCGUUAUCCCCGCCUCUCAACCACCACUGACGCAAUCUCUGGAUAUCAGUGUGCUUGAUAGCGACGCUUUUCCUUCGCCAGAGCAGGAGGGUCGUCGAGACAGCUUUAGUAUGGCUGUUGACCUUCUAUCGCGUUUGGAAAAGCGUCCCUCAGAUACUUCAUCGUGCAAUUCAACCGCAUCGCCCCCUGUCAUCCAAGUGGCAUCCGCAUGGAACAAUUCAGUCUCUCCACCUCCUUCUAAAAGCGCCAAAUUUGAUCCCUCCUCCACGACUGUUGCCACCUCCUCUACAACUCCCGGACCUGCUUUCUACGUGCCGAUAGCAGAAAAGGAUCUCCAAUUACUUACAGAGCCAAGCAUGGUCAACUAUGUGACCGAUGCUGCCACAGAGGACCAGCUGGUUCGAGAGCAGUAUUCCCCAAGCUGA
Messenger RNA from Rodentolepis nana, 615 nucleotides. The record is from the annotation of a GenBank genome assembly. NCBI's taxonomy places the organism in Eukaryota, Metazoa, Platyhelminthes, Cestoda, Cyclophyllidea, Hymenolepididae.